Molecule: messenger RNA, 590 nt
Organism: Haliotis rufescens (red abalone)
Lineage: Eukaryota; Metazoa; Mollusca; Gastropoda; Lepetellida; Haliotidae
Product: 40S ribosomal protein S10-like
Exons: 4
Coding region: 72-557 (161 amino acids)
Cellular component (GO): cytosolic small ribosomal subunit
Molecular function (GO): structural constituent of ribosome; RNA binding
Source: RefSeq, a predicted model, not a curated record
GUCUCGCAAACUCUCGCUCACCAAACGCGAAAAGUUCCUCUUCCGGUUUGAGGCCAUCACUACCCGUCAAAAUGUUGAUGCCCAAAAAGAACCGUGUGGCUAUCUAUGAAUACCUUUUCAAGGAGGGGGUUAUGGUUGCAAAGAAAGAUUUCUUUGCUCCUAAACACCCUGAUGUUGAUGUGCCCAACCUCCAUGUCAUCAAAGCUUGCACAAGCUUAAAAUCAAAGGGCUUUGUGCGAGAACAGUUUGCAUGGCGCCACUUCUACUGGUACUUGACUAAUGAAGGUAUCCAGUAUCUGAGGGAUUUCCUUCACCUGCCAGCCGAGAUCGUCCCUGCCACACUGAAACGCCAGACCCGACCAGAGACGGCAAGACCUAGGCCAAAGGCUGCUGAGCCAGGCGGCCGACCCGGGAUGGACCGCGACAGGCAGGAGUACAGAAAGGCAGGCCCACCCGGCGCCGGAGACAAGAAGUCAGAUGUUGGCGCCGGUGCCACGCAGGAGUUCCAGUUCAGAGGUGGCUUCGGUCGCGGUCGGGGUGGUCCACCAAGGGAAUAGACACUUGUACAUGUAAUAAACUUCUGGUGGGAA